This is a messenger RNA of Daphnia pulicaria, 1025 nucleotides long. RefSeq lists its product as uncharacterized. Lineage: Eukaryota; Metazoa; Arthropoda; Branchiopoda; Diplostraca; Daphniidae. Bases 44 to 769 code for a protein of 241 amino acids. The transcript is spliced from 2 exons. The record is from RefSeq and is a predicted model, not a curated record.
CUCUUUCUUCCGGCCAGAGACAGUCUAAAAUCCUCACGAAAAAAUGUUCCGUUUAGAGUUGGUAAUUGGUUUCUUAAUUCUGGCUGUUGUUUCCGGAGAGCCGCAGCAUUACUACCAUCCGAUUGCCUAUCCAGUGCAAUACCUGUAUCCGUCACCGGUGUAUGCAGUGAACAAUCAGCCAUCAGCACAGCUGGAAUCUUCGCAUCAGCCAUCCGAAUUCUUUCGAAGCGGCGGCUUUCCUUAUCAACAAGAGCCACAGCAGCAGCAGCCGUCCGUACCCGCCGGAAUUCCGCACGACUCCCGCUUUUUUAAUUUGCUGUCGGGUAACAACGGAGGAGCGUUGAUCAAAUUAACUUACUCGACUUCUAUAACUACGACAACGAACACAAUCACCAAAUUCUGCACCACGUCCACUGCGCCUUUGAUCACUUGCUCCCCGGCUGGUCGCCGUCGCCGUUCCGCUUCACGUCGCGGUCUCUUUCACAACGACGACGAUGCAACCGCGUUUAACGAAAAAAUUGAUUCAGUAAAACCGGAUUCGGAGCUACCCGCUGCUUUGAAUGAGGAUGUUAAGAUCAACCGUGAAGCUCGUAUGGAACUGCCUUCCUCUUCUCUGCGCUCUUCCAUGUCCGGAAACCGCGUAAUAGGACGUCAACUCAUCUCUUGGGGCGUGUCCACCUCGACAGUGACAGCCAUUGCUACUUUUACUUCCGUUCUUACGGCUGUUUGCGCCAGCACUAGCGGCUUCGCAGCUUGUGUCUCUGGUUAAUUGUUCAUUACAAGAAUGAACUACCCAACCGUGAAGCGUUUGUUUUGGAUUCUACAUUGCGCAAUUUAAUCUGCUCCCGCACUUCCCUCUUCAUAUUAUAUACAUCUCCGUAUAAGUAAUUAGACAUCAACAAUUGGCCAUUCAAUAUUAAUUUAACCCUGCCGUGUGUUUUGACAUUUCGCAUGAACAAGCUGACGAAACACACAUAUUUAUUUUUAUUUGUUCCAUCAGAAAUACAAGCAAAUUAAUGUUCAGA